This is a messenger RNA of Synchytrium microbalum, 2244 nucleotides long. RefSeq lists its product as uncharacterized. The coding region runs from base 1 to 2244 and encodes 747 amino acids. The transcript is spliced from 7 exons. The record is from RefSeq and is a predicted model, not a curated record. Lineage: Eukaryota; Fungi; Chytridiomycota; Chytridiomycetes; Synchytriales; Synchytriaceae. Gene Ontology annotation, molecular function: mRNA binding.
AUGAGUGCAACAAUCACUAGUUUACCAUCUGGAGCCAAUGGAGUCGGUAGAGACAUGUAUCAUCAAGGUGCUGGAAUGGUCAUGAGUGUCCAUGCUCCAAAGACUACUAUUCAUGUCACAAAGAUAGUGCUGGAUCGUGCUGAUCUACGAGCAUUCUUCCAAAAGAUGCCUGGUUUUGUGAGAAUAUCCUUUCAUGCGGAUUACGCGUUUGUAUGUUUCAACGACAUACCACACGCCGUGCAAGGCAUCGAACGAGUUCACACUACAUCUGAGAUGUUUGCAGCAUACGCUAAAUUUGGCGUGAGUUGCAACACGACUCCCAGUAUCGCAGUAGCACCAAACCCUAUAUUGUAUAUAUCCGUCUUUCCUUACUUUACGGAAGCAGAAUUGACUCGUAUCUUUCGUGGCUAUGAAGGAUUCGACUCGGUUCGCUUCUGUCCAGGGCAUUGCCUAGUCCGUUUUGGAACUGUGGAAUUAGCUACCAAGGCACUAGAAGACUUGAACUCAACGACAAAUCUAUUUGCCAACUAUUCCACAAAAGGUGCUAAGGGAGGGUUCCCAAGUAGCGGUAGUAAUGCUAGUAUCGCUACAAGUAAUAGUAGUAGCAGUAGUAGCAGCAAUAGCAGCAACAGCACUGUCACACCAUUAUCCAAGACCAUAAUGCCACGUCCUCCCACUGGUAUGGCUCUACAUCCGCCAAAUGCUUGGAUACCGGAAGCUACUCAGCAGCAGUCAGUCAACGUGGCAGUAUCUGCUACUUAUUCCUCUGCUGCCGAGAUGGAUCAUGCCACCACUGCUACAACAAACGGUGUUGGGUUGCAUACCAUACACGUAACCAACAUCAAUACUAUAUCCAAGGCUAAUUUGCGUCGAAUGUUUGCUGGAUUUGAAGGAUUCAAGAAGGUGGCAUUUUACACAGAUUACUGCUUUGUGGUGUUUGCAAACACACGAACUGCAUCUACAGCUAUUGAAGAGUUAUUGUUCACGACAAGGAUGAAGGCUAAUUUUGCAAAGAGUGAUUUUGGUCCACAUCCUCCUUCACCGUCAUCCACUGGAAUACCAAGUAAUAUCAUACGAGUAUCUGAUUACCCUCCGAAUACUGAGACAUUUGAGCUAUCAGAAGUGUUUGAAGAAUAUGAAGGCUUUACAGAUAUCCAACUCUUCCAUGGAUCAUGCCUGGUUCAUUUCCGAGACAGUGUUACCGCUAGUCGGUGCCUAGAAGAUAUUAACUCGACAACAAACUUUACAGCGCAGUACUCGAAAAAGCCAUCAUAUGUCGGUACCCCUAGCAACAAGUAUACAGGUUACGCUCCUUCAUUAACAACACCAACAGCCUCACCAUAUGAAUACUACGAUCCAAGCUCUACACCAUCUCCCGAUAGUUCACGAGCAUCAAAUAACUAUGGCAUGAUGCCGAUGCAGUACCUCUCGCAUGCAGCAGAUAUGUACCCACCCUUCUUACAACAGACGGCGUCUUCGUCCACAUUGCAGUCAUCAUCAAUACCCUCGCUGGCACCAUCGUCUAAUUCGUCAACGUCGUCACUACUUCAGCCAACAUCGUCAUCAUCACUGGAUUUGACGAUAAUACCAACUAGUACUAGUAAUAGCAAUAGCAUCCUCUCCUCCCAGCCACAUUCACCACACCAUCAAGUCGUACCGAUAGGUACAGAAUUUGCCAUCAACACGAACAGCAAUAACAAUAACAGCAAAGACGAACACUCAACAACACGAUCAACCAUGUCACCGCUGCCACUUCAACAGACAUCCUCCCCAAUAAACAGCACUCCGUCAUUAUUAGUCAAGAGUAAUAGCAGUGCUGCUCUCCCUCUCCCUGCAACAACACCAUCACCAUCAUAUAAAUCAUUCGAGUCACAGUCAACACUAUUCAAAGAAUUCCUGGACGCACUCUUACUGAAAAUCAGUACCCUGGAACGAGAAAACACUGAACUGAAGGACCAAUUAGCGUGCAAGAAUGUCGAUCCUGCCUCAAGUAACAUGAUCAACGCUUCAUUAUCAUCGUCUAGUAUAUCCAGCACUUCAUCCACCGCAUCAUCUGCAACAGCAAUGGCAGCUGAUAAUGAUGCUCAACAGCAGCAGCAACUGCCACAGGAAGUGUCUCGCUUGGCUCUGGAAAAUAGGUCGUUACGAGCUGAUUUGGCUAAUAUGAGGAAAUCGUUGGAGUCUCUUGAACGGGCGCACAAGCAGUGUGCAAUGUUUGAAGGUCUGUUGGCUAUCUGUGAAUAA